Messenger RNA from Pyricularia grisea, 2399 nucleotides. RefSeq lists its product as uncharacterized. The transcript has 2 exons. The record is from RefSeq and is a predicted model, not a curated record. The coding region runs from base 351 to 2180 and encodes 609 amino acids. NCBI's taxonomy places the organism in Eukaryota, Fungi, Ascomycota, Sordariomycetes, Magnaporthales, Pyriculariaceae.
CCACAUUCCACAGGAUUCCUUGCUGCAGCGCGGCUCCUUGCUUAAAGCUUUGGUUGCAUGGCCUCAAUGCACCUAGACCUACCUACUAAUUACCACCCGCUCUGGAAUGUACUGUAUGGCAUGUUUAAUCUAAGAUUUGUGAACUGCACUUUCUUUUUCUUACCGUCUUCUUCACAGUCCCUCAAUUGAGAGGCAAAGUCUUGUGUCAGGCAUCGAUUCGUUCUGAUUGCUCGCUCUUGUGCGUGUAUGUGCACUCACACUCUCUCCCUCCAACUCCCACACUCCGUCCAUUCAUCAUACGAUUUCUUUCUGCAAGGAUUAAAUCAACAAAACUCAAUCUCGCCGUCGCCAUGGCGAGUUUUCACACCAGGACUGCAGCCGUCAGUUCGGUAGCCUUGAGGGUUCUGUCAUAUUUCUUUCUCAGAUGGGGUCUUUUGCCCCUCAUCCCAGCGGUGGUUUUUGGGCUAUUCGCCAUUUAUGUCCCCAGCUUCAUUUCGGGAUAUAAAAAGGACAUCGCCGACGAUGUGGUUGUCAGAGACACAACAAUCACGUCUCCUCCAGUCGUCAAGCAAGAAAAUGGCAAGGUCACAAUUGUCUCGGAAGAGGUUGAGAUUCAUGAGGUGAUCGAGAAGAAACCGUACAAGCUAUGGCGGACCCUUCUUGGGGGGAGGCCGAAUCCACGCUCUCCCCUCGCCUCUUAUCUCACCUUUGUCGUCAACAUCUUGCUGGUGGGCAUGGUUGCGGACCGGUUGUUCCGGGAGCAUCUCUACCCGACUGAGGGCCUAUCUUUUGUCCGGGUUGGUCACGUCUCAGACACGGAGGCCAAGUUUCUCAUCCGCGAGCCCGACCAGACCAAAAUGCCCGUCACCCUCCAGAUCCGCCUCAAAGACCCUGAGCCGCCGUUCGAGAUGUCGACCUGGCAGAGUGUGGGAGGUGUUCGAUGGACUUUGAACGAGACUGAUUACACCGCAGUUCUGACCGCCCCAUUGCGCCACUCGAAACAGCGCACCUAUGAGUGGCAGACAUCCAACAACCAUUCUGGCGAGUUCACCUCUGCGCCAAGGCCAGGCCAAACCCCUGAUCUGUUCAACGGAAAGUUUACUUUUCUUUCCACCUCAUGCAUAGUUCAGCGCCUACCGUAUAACCCCUCAGACCAUGCACUUGCAAUUCCCGGCAUGAGGCAUUUGGCCAAGGUCCUACCAACUCUUGGGGCUCAGUUCAUGCUGUUCCUCGGCGAUUUCAUAUACAUUGACGUACCGAAGCGCUGGGGUACCCACGUCGAUGUUUACAGGCAGGAGUAUCGCCAGGUCUAUGCAUCACCCGAUUGGCCCGGUGUUGGACAGAAUCUUAGCUGGAUCCACGUCCUCGACGAUCACGAAAUUGCCAAUGACUGGCAUGCAAACAAAACAGGCGUGUACGAGGCCGCCGUUGACCCUUGGCAUCACUAUCAGACGGCUGUGAACCCGCCGCCCGCCAGACAGGCUGGUCUUCAGGCAGCAAGGGCAGGUGCGACGUAUUUUGAGUUCUCACAGGGACCUGCAAGCUUCUUCAUGCUCGACACGCGCACGUAUCGCUCCAGCAAUUUGGUCAAGCCUUAUGAUAGUCCCGAGAAGACGAUGCUUGGAAAAGAGCAACUGGAUGAUUUCUUGGACUGGUUACAGCGCCCUGAGCCUAAGGGGGUCAAGUGGAAAGUUGUAGCAUCGUCGGUCCCGCUCACCAAGAACUGGCGCGUCAACACCCAGGACACGUGGGGUGGAUUCCUUGCCGAGCGGCAAAAGAUUCUUGAGGCCAUGUGGGACGUUGGCGCGCGUGGCCUGGGCGUCGUUGUUCUGUCGGGCGACAGGCAUGAGUUCGCCGCUACCAAGUUCCCUCCCCCGGCUGGCUCCAAGUGGCCUGAAAGCUCAGCGGUUCAUGAGUUUUCUGUGAGCCCGCUUAGCCAGUUCUACUCGCCCAUUCCGACCUAUCGUCAGACAGACGAUGAGGAUGUUGAGAUCAAAUACAUCAACAAGGGAAAUUCUAAAUUCGGAGCCAUCACACUGGAGAACCUGGCAGGAGGGGAACAGAGUACCUUGACGUACCGUCUUUUUAUUGAUGGGGUGGAGACUUGGGACACUGUUGUACUAUCGCCACCAGAGCCGCGCAAGGAAAGGGCACCUAGCUUCUGGGAUAACAUCCUGUAAAAGCUUUGAUACUCUGUGUCAAGGUUCUGGGAAACGGAUGUGUAUUUCAUUUGUUUGUCUGUGACUACUGCGUCAGAGCUUUGAGCGAAGGAGCGAGACUAGCCUGGGGCAAAGGAUUGCAUAUUUCAAUUUUCUAGGUCGUUUUGUCUAUGGGACUUGUAAGGCUGCUAGAUUAGACCAAGCAGCGGGAUAUAUCCUUGCUAAUGAACAACAAUCUUC